Messenger RNA from Seminavis robusta, 1260 nucleotides. NCBI's taxonomy places the organism in Eukaryota, Bacillariophyta, Bacillariophyceae, Naviculales, Naviculaceae. The record is from the annotation of a GenBank genome assembly.
AUGCAUGCCGACGACAUUGAUGACGGAUUCAAGACUGAUAGUGAAGACGAUGCUGCAUCACAGCUAUCCCUGAAGCUCGACACCGAUUACUGGGAUGAGUCCAUUCCAUUUGAUCCCAACGCAUUCGGAUCCCCGACCUUGGCUCAGUUCGAUCCAAUGGCUGUCGCCCCAGUACCAAGGUACCCGACGUACACCUCCAACACCACAGACAGCUUCCGUGAACCCCCAGCUAUACAAGUCCCUGUUCCCAUGAAGCAGCGACUCUCGGUGCAACUCGACACCGCCGCGGAUGCAACUACCGUCCUCAGUGAUCCCGACGCAUAUCCCUCCGGUGAUGAGCAGCACUUCCCAACUGAUGAUGAACGUUCCUUGGAGCCCACGAUACCUUCAAACCUGAAGUCUCCACCUCCUGUACAACCGUCUGCCGACAAUGACGACGAACCCGACAUCGAGGAAUUUCUCAGCGAUCAUGAAUACGACGACGAAUACACCGAAAGCGAUGUCCCCGCUCUGACACCCCGCGCGUCUCGCCUCUACUCUGCCACGGACAAUGAUGAUGAUGCCUUUGAUACUGCGAUUCACAGCAACCGUACCAUCCUCCAAGAAGCGCUGGCUGAACAGGCAGCAUUGAACCUCCGCGCGAAAUCUGUCAACACUACUGAUUCCGCUCAUGACAUUUCUCCAGACAAGCCUGCUGCGAAAUCUCCGACAGAAGUCCAGACAUUGACGGUUGCCUCGGUCAACUCCUUUGAGACCCAGGCCGACACAUCUCCUGUCGAGCUAUCCAGCUCUCCUCCCGCGACUCCCAAGAUUGCGAAUACGCAACCGGAUGCCGCCGACGACGACUUCAAUCUCGCCUACAUGAUCCCCGACACUAGUGCAAUGCCUUCCCUUGUUACUCGUGCCAUGCCAGGAUCAUCCAUGACACAACGCAAGACUCGCCAGCGUCCUAACCUCCAUGUUGACCCCAACAUCGUUGCGGAUGCCAAAGGCGAGAUUCCCCAACCAUCAUGGAACCAAGUCACCUCCAAGAAGAAAGGGAACAAGAAGACACGGAAGAAGAAGAAGAAAGCUACCUGCCCUUCUACCAGUAACAUCUGUACCGAACUGUUCUCUCCCAGCAAUAAGGAAUCUGACUCUUCCUCCUCUUCUCCCUCCUCUUCCGAGAAUUCCAACUCCAAACCCUCUCCUUCACAGGGUUUUGCCUGGGACGGACCCGUACUCCUCGUACGGCUCUGCAGGCCAUCUCACAAAGGGUAA